AUGUCGUCAGUUAUGGUAAGUUUGAUAUUGAAAAUUAAUAAACAUUUUAUUCCAUUUUGUUUCAUGUACUAAUAAUUCAAAUGUCUAUGUGGGUACAAUGGUUUUAUAAUUCAUUUUUAUUUAAUUUGUUAAUUAUUGUUUAGUAAGAUAUAGGUAUUAGUAUUUUAUUUAACAAUUAAUACUGCAGAUCAAUGUUCCUAAUAUUUUAUAUUAGUUUGAAGAUCUUUUAAUUAUGAAAGAACAAAAUUGUACGUUUCUAUCAAAUGUAUGUACAUAAUGUUUACUAUGUACAUACAGUUAUUCUAGUGACCAUAUGUCAUAAAUUUUACUUUUAUCUGUAUUUAUUGAUUCGAUUUAUUAUAUAAUAUUAUUUAUUUCAGAUGGACGAUAGUGGUAUUGAUAGCGAUACUACUAAACGGCAUACAACUAAAACCAAAGAAAACAACCAAGUAAUUAUGCAUUUAUUAUAUUUCAUAAUAAAAAAUAUGUUAAAUGUUAAUUUUUAUUUACACUUACAUUCUAUUUCAUUUUUAUUAUUUUGUUAAGAAACUAAUAUCAAAAAUUAUAACUAAAUAUCCAAUUCCUUAUAUUGGUGUGUGAUUGAAAUAACAUUAAACAUAAUAUUAUAAAUAUGAAUAUAUAAUUUAAAUAUUUCAUUUUAUUGUUUUUUUUUACUAUACAGAAUAGUGAUGAAGAUAGCAACACAAGUGAUUGCUCGAUGAGAGUUACAAAACCUUCAUUUUUUCAGAAAAAACUUGGUAAGACAAAAAAGAAUAAAUUUUGUAUUAUUUUGUAUUGUAUGGUUUUAGUGUAGAAAAAAUCAUUAUCCUACUUUAUUUUUAUUUUGUAUAUUUUGUUUAGAUUUUGCUUUGUUUCCUUUACUGAGUUUUCAAAUUAUUUUAUCAUGCACGAUGAAUAAAUUACAGUGGUAAGAUUUUUAUAAUUUUCUUUUUUUUUUUCUUUGGUUUUAUGAGAUACAAUAUUUUUUUCUUUAUUCCUGACCUGUAGAAUGUGUUCAUUUUUGGUUACAUAGUUUUUUUUAUUGUUUUAAUUAUUUUGCAUUCUACUAUAGAACAAUAUGCUAAACCGGGUUUAAUGGAAUACAACCAAAUGGCUGUUCCAAUGAGUAAAUCCUCUAAAAAUGAUAAAUUACCAGUUUUAGUAGAUUGGGAUUCAUCCGACAGGUAUAUGAUAAUAUUUUUCAAAAUGUAAUCACUAUUUAACUUUUUUUUUUAUUUAUUUUUAUUUAAUUUAGUGAAAUGGAAAUACGUUUUUUUCCGGGACCAAAAGCUAGACAAACAUUGAGCGAUACAUUUAGUUUACAAGAAUUUCAUGGCUCUAUAGAAUCAGAGGAUUUGGACCUGAUACCACCACAGGACGCCAUUAAAACUGAAAACCAAUGCUGCACUCUAGUUUUGCAAAGGUGUGCAAUUAUUUGA
This is a messenger RNA of Cinara cedri, 1439 nucleotides long. The record is from the annotation of a GenBank genome assembly. Lineage: Eukaryota; Metazoa; Arthropoda; Insecta; Hemiptera; Aphididae.